UAGAGGGGACUGAGAGAGUGGUUAAAGAGGGAGAGAGACAGAGAGAGAGAGCAUGGCAGGAGCCGCAGCAGAAGCACUAGGAGGAGGAACCAUCGUUUGCUGGUGCCACUCAGCCAUCAUCAGGGAUCGCCGAUUCAUAUUCUCCCUGGAUUGUCCCGCAACAAAUGCUCCCUCUCUUAUCCGUUUGAGGUCAAGAAGCUUAGGGAACAAAGCCCAUUACUCUCCUGCGAAUGCCAAACCCCAUCAGCGUAGACUCGUGUUCCUAUCCAGAGCCGCUGAUUCAACACAGUCCCCUUCCCCUGCUUCCACCGCCGGCAAGGCCAUUGUCCCAGACGACGAAUUCACACUUGCUAAGGUCUCGUUUGGGGUAAUUGGACUAUCUGUUGGGAUUACACUUCUUUCGUAUGGUUUUGGGGCAUACUUUAAUAUUCUCCCUGGGUCUGAAUGGUCAGCAUUAAUGUUAACAUAUGGCUUUCCUCUUGCAAUAAUUGGUAUGGCUCUUAAGUAUGCAGAACUCAAACCUGUACCAUGCUUAACUUAUUCAGAUGCUCAAAUGUUGAGGGAAACAUGUGCUACAUCUAUUCUUAAACAGGUCAGAAAUGAUGUUAUAAGAUUUCGUUACGGGGAUGAACAACAUUUGGAUGAGGCCUUAAAACGAAUUUUUCAAUAUGGUCAGGGUGGAGGAAUUCCAAGGCGGAGUGCACCUAUUCUACAAAUGAUUCGUGAAGAAGUCACUGAAGAUGGCAAGUACUGUUUAGUACUGGUAUUUGAGGCUAAAACUCUGCAAUUGUCAGAUUUUGAAAAGAGACAGGCAAAAUUUGCAUCAUUCUUUGGGCCGGGAAUUACUGCUGAAGUUGGGAAAGGCGAGAAUGAUCUGUAUGAAGUCCGGCUUAUAUCCAACACAAAACUCUAGGUAGAAGAAUGAAAUUUUAACUUCACUUUCCUGUUUGUUUUUCUCCUUUAUGUUACCUGCUUGUAAAUGUCACAUAAUGUUUAAAUCCUGCUGGAUAGACAAUAGAAUAAUAUUUUGAAAAGGUCAAUCAAUCUGAGAAAUUCAUUUUGGGUUUCAAGGCU
This is a messenger RNA of Telopea speciosissima, 1074 nucleotides long. RefSeq names its product thylakoid membrane protein slr0575. Bases 53 to 913 code for a protein of 286 amino acids. Lineage: Eukaryota; Viridiplantae; Streptophyta; Magnoliopsida; Proteales; Proteaceae. The transcript has 10 exons. The record is from RefSeq and is a predicted model, not a curated record.